Messenger RNA from Gracilinanus agilis (Agile Gracile Mouse Opossum), 2367 nucleotides. RefSeq names its product family with sequence similarity 110 member A (gene FAM110A). The record is from RefSeq and is a predicted model, not a curated record. Lineage: Eukaryota; Metazoa; Chordata; Mammalia; Didelphimorphia; Didelphidae. The transcript is spliced from 2 exons. Bases 250 to 1278 code for a protein of 342 amino acids.
CUGGAGUGAAUUAUAUAGUCCUAAGGAUCACAUCAUCCUACCAGCUCAUUGUUACAGAGGAGAACUGAGGCUCAGAAAGAGGACUUGACUCCAGCAGCCUCAGGAGCCUAGACGUCCAGCUGUCGCUGUCUCCCCAGCCCCCUCCAGAGACCAGCCCAGGGUAUGUGAUUUCUUCUGGAUCCCUGCUUGAACUCAACCUCUCGGCUUCCACAGGUCCCUGAGGUGCUAGCGAGGCGAGAGCAGACGGUCAUGCCCGUGGAGACUCUGCCCACAACGGGCAGCCUGAAGGAGGUAGCACCCGGGGCACCCUGUGCCUCCAGCAUGCCCUUCCGUAUCCUUACCAAGGGGCCUGGCUACUUCCGGCGUCAGGGUGAAGGCAAUGUCCGGAAACCAAGUGCUGUGGAGCGGCUGGAAGCAGACAAGGCCAAGUAUGUGAAGAGCUUACGGGUGGUCAGCACUCGCCAGGAGCCUAUAAAACCCCUACUCUUGAAGCAACCCCUGUUUAGCCCCGGGGUUCGUAGAGCAAUAUUGACACCGAACCGCCGGUCUCCAGGUAUGGGCAGCCGCCGGGCAGAGGCUUGUGGGGCCCGGGCCUCGCUCAACAUGGAUGUUCUCAGCAAUCUCAUUAACUUGUGUGACAGCCCUGCGCCCCUGCCUGAUGGUCCUCCCCCAGAACGCAAGUGGAAGGCAGGGCCCUCACCUGGUCUGAGUCGGAGGCCCCUGGGGGAUGGAAAGCGGAUGAGCCCUGCCUCUGAGGGUUCCUUCUCUACCCCUCUUCGACCCCCUAGCAUAGCAGCAGUACGCAGGGUGGAUGUCCGGCCCUCUGGGGAGCCCCAGAUUCGGGUCAUACCCAACUCACCUGCCAGCCCUUGCUCUAACCUGGGCACUUCACCAGGCCCCAGUCCCCAGGAAGGUUCUCGACGUCUUACCCACCUACACCGCUCCAAGUCAGACCUGAGUGACCGCUUCUCCAGGGCCACAGCUGACCUUGAACGCUUCUUUAACUACUGUGGGCUGGACCCAGAGGAAGCCCGUGGCCUGGGCGUGGAGCACUUUGCCAGGGCCAGUUCGGAUAUAGUCUCCGUUAAAUUCCAUAGCGUCAGCACCAGCAGCUCAGAGGGUACUCGCUCCCAGCGCAGUGAGGCCACAGCUGAGGACAGGGCCAGAGAGCGGACCCCUUAUAGUGUGUCUGUCAUCGAGCGGAAUGCCCGCGUCAUCAAGUGGCUCUAUGGACUGAGGCAGGCUCGUGAGGCAGUUCAAAGAAGCUCCAAUGUUUAAAUGCCCCUGGCUUUGUGAUCCUGAGAAGGGAUGCUCUGGACCCCCUCAUGGAUAUCACUGUUGAUAUCCGUAAUGAUGCACUCCCUCCCUGUCACUCCCUGGCUCCAGGGUUGUUAUUAGACAUUUUGAUGGAGAUCUGGCCCAGGGUUGGUGAGCCAGGGACUUUAGGACAGAUUUCUUGCAUGUUGGGUUCCAUGAGGCCAGUAUCUUAAGCAGAGAUGAGGCCUUGGACCCUUGUCAGUAGACUUGGUAGAAAGCAGACACUUUGACCAAUUCAGAAAGUGGUGGUUGUGGUAUGUAGGGAUCCCCUCCUUGCAGGGAGGUAGAGGAAGGAGAAAGGAAGCCAACCUGUGGAAUCCCAGGCCCAUGUGAAGCCCUGUUGAGCUCAUUUUUUCCAUUGAUGGAUAGAAAGUUUGAAUGAGAGGAGGGAAGAAGUCAGAGGAUGUGUAUAUACGUAUGGUGCAAAUGCCUCAUAGAAGGCUAAAAGCUCUGACUUCUACCCCUACCCUCAACUUGUCACAGGUCCUCCCAAGGUCUUCCCAGCACAAACUUUAAGGCUAAUACUCUGUCUGACAGUUGCCCUUAGGAGGGCGGGAAUUAGGGCAGCCAGUCUCCACCAUGGGAGUAUAUCUAUAGAGCUUGGGCCACCAGGAUGCCCACCAACUUGACAUAGGAAGGACAUGGUGCUGAGGCAGGAUAUCAUCAACUUUACCUGUUUUCCCCUGAUGGCCUCAUUUUUCACCUCCUUCCCCCAUAAAUAAGGCUUAGGGAGUACACCUAGCAUGUGCUAAGGUGCCUGUUCUGGUGUCUCCAGCAUCUGUCUCCCCUUUGAAGCCACACCAAGAGAGUGAGUGUCUGUGUGUGUUUAUGAAUGUAUGUUAGGGGUGGGAGGGGGUUGGGAGAAGAAUAAUUCAUAGCCAGAUACUUACUACCUUGACUCUGCUGGGCAGAUUUCCCAAGAAAUCAGCCUCUUGGUCCCUCUUCCCUUGAGCUCUGGGGACCCAGUUUCACCAUGCCACUGGCUGGAUCCCUGUUGUUCUUUGGAGUUUGCUUUUUGUUAAUAAAUGAGUGGUUUUGUUUGGAAAAAAA